AUGGCAGACGUUCAGGCCCUGAGGCGGCUUAUCCAGACGCACCCGCUCAUCGACAACCAUGCUCACAACAUCCUGAGCGCCGAGUAUGCGGCAGACUAUGGCAGAUACCCGCUGGAGAGCAUCGUCUCCGAGGCCCAGGGUGACUCCCUGCUGAAGGAUGGAUGCAAGUCCCUCCCCCAUUUCAGGGCCAUCAGCCAGCUGGCAGACCUGUAUGGCUGUCCGGCUGAGCUGAAUGCCGUCAAAGCUGCCAGAGAGGCGGCGAUUGCGGCUAAUUACGAGCAGCUGGUGAAGAAGUGUCUGCAUGGAACCCAUAUGCUCCUCAUUGACGAUGGCUUGAACAUAGACCACUCGGAGUCCUUUGAGUGGCAUGACCGGUUCACUCCCGGAUCUACGAAGAGGAUUGUCCGUAUUGAAAGCCUGGCUGCCUCGAUCUUGAAGAUUUUGCUGCAAAAGACCUCCGGGGAUGAGCUCUUGUUCGAUACCCCUGAAACUGAAGACGAGGGUGGUCUUAUCUUUGGAAAGUACCCUUCCUCCCAACUUCUCAGCAUCUUUGAAGUGGCCUUCAAGAGCCGGAUUAAAGGGUACCUGGAGGAUCUGGACAUUGCCGGAUUCAAGUCAAUCAUCUGCUAUAGAUCCGGGCUAGCUGUGAAGAAGCCCGCAACCAAGGAUUUAUUGAAAAGUUUCAGCUCCCACUUCCAGUCAAUGUCGACAGAUGGCAGCAGCCGAAUCGAUAGCAAGCCUUUGAAUGACUACUUGGUCGUGACAGUCCUGACUAUAAUCCAUCAAUAUCACCUUACCACAGGGAAAAGCAAACCAAUCCAGUUUCAUACAGGUCUAGGAGAUUCCGACAUAGAACUUAAUCAGUCUGAUCCCGCUCUUCUUCAAUCCGUCAUUGAGCAGUUUGAGACCGUCAACUUUGUUCUACUUCACUCAUCAUAUCCCUUUACACGCCAGGCAGGAUACUUGGCUAGCUCUUAUAAAAACGUCUACUUGGACCUCGGAGAAGUAUUCCCCAUGAUCAGCAGGGAUGGCCAGAUCUCAGUCGUUCGUCAAGCUUUGGAACUGGUACCUACGUCUAAACUUCUCUGGAGCACUGACGGCCACUUUCACCCAGAGACCUUCUGGCUGGCUAACCUUCAGUUUAGACAAGCGUUGGAAUUAGUUUUCACCGAGUAUGUAUACAAGGGAGACUUUAACAUUGACCAGGCUAUGACCUCAGUUGCAGAUAUUCUGUUCAAUAAUUCCAACGAACUCUAUAAUCUCGACCAGUCGGUAAGCUUUGAAACUAUUAUGGACCUGCAGCGGGCUACAGAGUCGUCUUUUCCCGAGCUGUUUGCUCAAAGGCCAUCAGAAACCAUCAUGCAAACGGCCCAAAGAUUCAUGUCUGUCUACAAUACUAUUGACUUUUAUUGGCUUCAAUUUGUUGACUAUACAGCCACUGUGCGCGUUCGAAUGCUCCCUGCCGGCCAAUUCUAUCGUAUGAUACGGGGAAAAUCUAUCGGGAUCACAAUGGCUCUUAUGAAUUUGCUGCAAAAUGACACAUUAGGCGAACCAGGCGCCUUGACGGCCGGCCAAUUUCUCCUACGGCCCGACAUUACUACUCUAUCUCCCAACCUUAAAAGAUCUGGCUCCCCUAAUAGUGCUACAGUAAUGACCUUCUGGAAGAAUUCAAAGGGCAAACCCCUGGAAGGAUGUCCAAGGUAUACCCUACAAAACUUGGUUGACAAGUGCAAAUCUGAGUUUGGCAUUUCUCUACUUGUCGGCUUUGAAGUUGAAGUAGUGUUCAUGAAACCGUCUGAUGCUAAACGGGACCAUCGCUACAACUAUCUCGAGGAUGAAGACUAUUUCACUCCCUGGGUCCUUAAUCAUUCAUGGUCAAACAUGACAUCUGACACAAGAACAGCACUGCCUCUUGUGGAAGAGAUUGCCUCCGAGCUUCUGUCUUUAGGUAUCGAAAUCGAGCAGUUCCACGCAGAGUCGUCUCCAGGCCAAUUUGAAUUCGUCCUUCCUCCAUCUCGACCUCUAGCUUCAGUCGAUCUCCUCAUCAGAGCACGACAAGUCAUCGUCACUGUUGCUGAAAGGCAUGGCGUUCGGGCAACGCUGUAUCCUAGGCCAUCUCCCAACCAUGCAGGGACCGCAUCGCAUGCCCAUAUAUCAGUCUCACCAACAAAUCAUGAGAAUUCCUUCCUAGCUGGAAUGUUGGAGCACUUCCCAUCAGUUUUGGCGUUCACUUUCCCUCAAGAUGCAUGCUAUGCGCGUGUCUUGCCUGGUAUCUGGGCCGGAGGUAUAUGGGUUGCAUGGGGGGACCAAAAUCGCGAAACUCCUAUUCGAAAAAUCAGCGAUGGGCACUGGGAAAUCAAGUCCAUGGACGGUAUGUCCAACCCGUACCUGGCUAUGGCAGCAGUUAUUGGUGCGGAAUAUCUGGGCUUGAAGGACCGGAUGGAGCUUAAAGUCAAGGCUUGCAAUGUUGAUCCCGUAGGCUUGAACGAUGAGGAACGCAAGGAGUUGGGAAUAACUACUAUCAUGCCCACUUCCAUAGAUGAGAGUAUUGCGGCCUUGAAAGCUGAUACUGCGCUCCAAGAGCUAUUAGGCAAAGUCUUUGUUAAACGAUACAUUGCUGUUCGACAGGGAGAGCAGAGGUUGCUCCAGAGUAUGAGCGAGACCAAACGGCGAAACUGGUUGAUUGAGAAGUAUUAG
Molecule: messenger RNA, 2697 nt
Organism: Trichophyton rubrum CBS 118892
Lineage: Eukaryota; Fungi; Ascomycota; Eurotiomycetes; Onygenales; Arthrodermataceae
Exons: 3
Coding region: 1-2697 (898 amino acids)
Molecular function (GO): hydrolase activity; glutamine synthetase activity
Source: RefSeq, a predicted model, not a curated record